This is a messenger RNA of Alosa sapidissima (American shad), 3203 nucleotides long. RefSeq lists its product as uncharacterized. The transcript is spliced from 5 exons. The record is from RefSeq and is a predicted model, not a curated record. Lineage: Eukaryota; Metazoa; Chordata; Actinopteri; Clupeiformes; Clupeidae. The coding region runs from base 137 to 1489 and encodes 450 amino acids.
ACAGUAUUGCCCCAGUCCCAGACGAGAGAUUCAAUCAGUCAAGAGAAAAUACAGUUUUCAUAAUAUUUCAUUUUGACUAAUAUACGAUUUCAGUUGAUAGACAGUUACACUGGGCUUCCGUCUCAAUGGUAUAACCAUGAAAGACAUAGGAAACCCAGGAAAGGAGCCACCUGAAGACAAUUCCUCCAGGCGCCGUGAGGAUUGGCCUCGUGAGUCGGAGCCAAGGUUACAUUUCCCGCUUGAAACCCAACGGGAUAUCUUCCCUGUGGCAGAUAGUCGUGUGACGCUCACGCCACACGAGCCCACCCGCUUCCCGACACUUCACGGAACAGUCUCGCUGACCUCCACCGCAGCCACGCUCCACCCAAGGCUUCAGGUGACAAAGUCCACCGCGCCUCAUGGAAGGUUGCCUCUGGCCAGGAACGGGGUGACUCAGAGGGAACUGCGAGCAGCAGUUGGGCCGAUGGGCCGGGCACCUGGAGGAGACCCUAGGAGCAUCGCGGCAGCUGGUCAGUCCGCACACAUGAUGCAGGCCGGCCCCUCUGGGAGCGGAUUGGACCUGACGGGCUGUGCAGGCCCGAGGCUACUCAGACCACUGCCUCCUGCAGACACGAGGCCCAGGGAGCCCAGCAGACCCACGCAGCCAAGAGCAAGCAGGCGCCGCAACAUAACAAUGCAGGGUGAGGCGGUCCAUGCAGAAGAGCCGCCCCGAGUUGUUCGCCUGGAACCAGUUCCACCACCACAGUCCCCGGCAGCACCUAGCGACAUCGGGAGGCGCCCAGGAAGACGCCAAGCAAGGCACAAUCGUGACUCUCCGGCUUAUACGUAUGUGUCAGCAGACACAAAUGAAUGCGUUUGCUUCGCUGCUGGUGACAGCAUUAGCACCAAUUGGAGUGAGUACCAGGAAAGGACCAGGCCACAGACGGCACCACGACUUCCUCCAUUCGAGCGAUCUCCACUGGCCCCGAGGCCACGUCUUCUACCCAGGAGGCCACAAAUGGAGCCCAGACGCCUCAGUAGCACUGUUGACCAAUCCACCACACUCCCUCCACUGAGCCAGAAUGCAUCUAUGGUCUGUAACAUCAGUGAUCAACAGCAGAUGAGGGAGCUCCAGCAGGCAACCAGCGUGCCUCACAGCACAGCCUGCGAUCACGAGCCGCCACGCAUGAUCCUGUCCGCCUUGAGAGAGACGCAGCAGCAGCAGCAGAAGCAGCAGCAAGCAUCCGUCAGCCUCCACGGCCGCGGGAGUAACGUAGCCGCUUCCUCUAGGACCCAAAGGGACCCUGGGUAUGAGCAGGACGUGCACCGUGUCAUCGCCGAGCACGCAGUUCCACUGGAGACUUUGCAAAGCGACGCCAGAGAACGCAGACGCACGUGCAGACCGCCGCACAGGCGCCGGAGACGCCUCACGCUCGCCUUGCCGAUGGCCCGCACCUUCCGUCUCAGAACCCGCAAGCCCAUGUCCACUCACAGAGUGGUCCUUGGAUGAGCGCCGCGGCGCUGUGUGUCUGCGGGGACUUGGACUCAGACAGUCAGUCAGAGGAGGAUCCAUUUGUCAACUUCCAGUCCCCAAUUCACUCACCAUCAGUUGGACACACGGGUACACAUGAUGCUACUAAUAUCAGCACAACAAUUAGAAGGAUCCAAGCAUAACAGAAGGGAUGGCAUUUGAUUUUCCACCAUAUCAACAUCAGAGGCCACAAACUCCAUCGAUACAACAAGGCAUGAAUCUGUGCAUUCUAGGAGCACACUGGUCCUCUAGGUUUGGCCAGAGGAUGAUAGAAAUGGAGCUGUGUGUCGGCGGGGAUUUGGAUGUAGACAGGUAAGGCCUACUCAACAAACACCCAUAUCACUACAAAUCAAUGCUUAGUGUCAGAAACACAGUAGACUGCUUUUAGGAAUCUGCUUCUCUUUCACAGUCGAGGGGUCCAUCUCUACUUCCGGUCCCCAACUACUCAACAUCAACUGGACACACAGGCAAACUUGGUCGCUACUUUGACCAGCGCAAUGAUUUGAAGGACCCUGCAUACGAAGACAAGAGGUGGCACAUUUUAGGGGUUGCAUCAACAUCACAAGCCACAUCAUCUAUGCUCCUGAUCAUCUAUUACUGCACACUAAGAGAGCACUCUACCCCUAAAGGAUGACAGGAAAGGAAAUGUGUGUCAGUGGGGAUUUGGGUUUAGACAGGUAGUGGUAGUUAUUUGAGUUUAUUCAACAACUGCACACACAGGCAGGUAGUUAACUGAGUAAGAGUCCAUUUAACAUGUCUUACUGCCACUAACACACAGUAUAACGUUUUUAUGUUCUCUCUACUUCUCUUCUACAGCUGAGGGGUCUAUUUGUCUACUUCCAGUCCCCAGUUACUCAACAUCAACUGGACACACAGGCAAGCUUUGUGCUACUCACAGUUCACCAGCUUUUUUCCCUGAAGGACCCACCCUGCGUAUCAGGGAAAAAAGAGGUGGCACAUUUUGGCUUUCCCAGAAGCCACACCUAUGGUACCUAUGUGCCCACCACCCCUCCAGGAUAACAACAGAAGGAAAUGUGUGUCAGUGGGGACUUGGGUUUGGACAGUUGAGGGACCUAUCUGUCUACUCCCAGUCCCCAUGAACUUACCAUCAACUGGACACACAGGCACACCCAACACCACAAAAUAUCAGGGCAUAGAGAAGAAGGAUUCCAGCAUGGAAUCAGAAGAGCUGGAACUUUUUGCCUAUUACUUACACCACAUCAGGACCGAACACAUCAAUCAUACAUAACAGGUCUCUGUAAGUGAGGACUGAGAACCCACCCCCUGGCUAAAAGUCCAGCAGGUGAAAAGGAAUGGAAUUGUGUGUCAGUGGGGAGUUGGAUUAAGACAGCCUAUAGCUUCCAUCUGUCUGUUUACACUCCCCAUUCAAUCAACAUCAACUGGACACACAUGAGAAUAGUCUCAAAGAUAAGGAUCUAAAUAAGGAAGAACUUAAGAAGAGAUCUCUUUCAGACAGGAUUUGAGAUGGUAUAUGCGAAGUUGACACAGCUAUAUUUUUUACUCAAACUUCAACCCAAUUUUUGACUCAAGCAUGACUCUCAGAUCUUAUUGCUGUAAACUGUCACCCAUCAUGAAGCUUUUCACGGCCUUCCUCCCUGUUUUACCCUGCCUUUAUUGAUCUCCCUCUUUCACUCAUUCUGCAAUAAAAUAAACAUUUUAAAGUUUUGUUCGA